Messenger RNA from Rosa chinensis, 1146 nucleotides. RefSeq lists its product as uncharacterized. The record is from RefSeq and is a predicted model, not a curated record. Gene Ontology annotation, biological process: regulation of DNA-templated transcription; chloroplast organization. NCBI's taxonomy places the organism in Eukaryota, Viridiplantae, Streptophyta, Magnoliopsida, Rosales, Rosaceae. Bases 149 to 949 code for a protein of 266 amino acids. The transcript has 2 exons. Gene Ontology annotation, cellular component: chloroplast. Gene Ontology annotation, molecular function: double-stranded DNA binding.
AGCAAAACCCUAAAUCCCAAAUAGACGGAGGAACUGGAGCACUAAAUUGUCGGCUUCAAUUUCAGCAGAGAAAGCAUUCGAAUUGGUUUCAUACCUUAUAAACUCAUUUGGGUUCUCCCCACAAGUGGCUCUCUCUGCAUCCAACAAGAUGAAGGUACGCUUCGACACCCCAGAAAAACCCGACUCUGUUAUUAAGCUUUUUAAAGACUAUGGACUCAGUGAUGCCCACAUCUCUGACAUUGUUAAGAAAUGCCCAGUUUUGCUUGUAUCCAAUGCUGAAAAGACCCUUUGGCCAAAACUCCAGUUUUUCACUUCCAUUGGCCUUUCGGGCAAUGACCUUGCCCGGAUCUUCCGUGUCAACGCAAAUAUCUUGACAUUGAGCUUAGAGAGAAGUAUUAGACCUUGUUAUGAUAUUAUGAAAACUCUAGAAAUACCUGAGCAUAAGGUCCCUUAUUUCAUUAGCAACUAUUAUAUGUUUAACCCCAAAGUAUUGAGCAAUGUACCUCACAACACUUUGAUUCUGAGAGCGCAUCAGGUGCAAGAAGCGUCAUUUCCUCUGUGGGUGUGUUCUCAUUUGCUUGCACUGUCAUUUGACUCUGAGAAGGUUAAGACAAAUGUCGAGAAGGUCAUCAGCAUGGGAUUUGACCCUUCGUCUACUACAUUCAUGAAAGCUUUGUAUGUGGUAUCGGUGACCAAUGCAGCAAAGUGGAAACACAAGAUGGAAUUUUAUGAGAAGUGGGGUUGGACUGAAGAUGAUGUGUUGUUGGCAUUUAGAAAGAAUCCCAUGUUUAUGAGCUUCAGUGUGAAGAAUAUUUCAGCUAAAAUGGAUUUUCUUUUGAAUAAAAUGGGUUGCCAGCCUGCAGAUCUGGCUGCACGUCCAGAUAUUCUGACUUAUAGUUUGGAGAAGCGAAUCAUACGUAGGUGUUCAGUCAUCAGAUUUCUCCAGUGAAAGGGCUUAAUUGUCAAGGAAGAUUUAUAUAUAAUUAGCAUUGUGCACAAAAACGAGAAGUGGUUCUUGGAAAGGUUUGUGAUCAAAUAUGAAGAACAAGCACCUGAAUUGCAGAGCAUCUUACAGGGGAAAAUGGGUCUAGCCGAAUUUGGUUUAGGAUUCGACGAAAGUGGUUGAGUCACUCGAGUGUAACAAUU